Macaca mulatta (Rhesus monkey) is the source of this 798-nucleotide messenger RNA. It is a transcript of the gene RHOU, whose product is annotated as ras homolog family member U. Gene Ontology annotation, molecular function: GTPase activity; GTP binding. NCBI's taxonomy places the organism in Eukaryota, Metazoa, Chordata, Mammalia, Primates, Cercopithecidae. Gene Ontology annotation, biological process: small GTPase-mediated signal transduction. The record is from RefSeq and is marked provisional.
UCGAUGCCCCCGCAGCAGGGGGACCCCGCGUUCCCCGACCGCUGCGAGGCGCCUCCGGUGCCGCCGCGUCGGGAGCGCGGGGGACGCGGGGGGCGCGGGCCUGGGGAGCCGGGGGGCCGAGGGCGCGCGGGGGGUGCCGAGGGGCGCGGCGUCAAGUGCGUGCUGGUCGGCGACGGUGCGGUGGGCAAAACGAGCCUGGUGGUGAGCUACACCACCAACGGCUACCCCACCGAGUACAUCCCCACUGCCUUCGACAACUUCUCCGCGGUGGUGUCUGUGGAUGGGCGGCCCGUGAGACUCCAACUCUGUGACACUGCCGGACAGGAUGAAUUUGACAAGCUGAGGCCUCUCUGCUAUACCAACACGGACAUCUUCCUCCUCUGCUUUAGUGUCGUGAGCCCCUCAUCCUUCCAGAAUGUCAGCGAGAAAUGGGUGCCGGAGAUUCGAUGCCACUGUCCCAAAGCCCCCAUCAUCCUAGUUGGAACGCAGUCAGAUCUCAGAGAAGACGUCAAAAUCCUCAUUGAGUUGGACAAAUGCAAAGAAAAGCCAGUGCCUGAAGAGGCGGCUAAGCUGUGCGCUGAGGAAAUCAAAGCCGCCUCCUACAUCGAGUGUUCAGCCUUGACUCAAAAAAACCUCAAAGAGGUCUUUGAUGCAGCCAUCGUCGCUGGCAUUCAAUACUCGGACACUCAGCAACAGCCAAAGAAGUCUAAAAGCAGGACUCCAGAUAAAAUGAAAAACCUCUCCAAGUCCUGGUGGAAGAAGUACUGCUGUUUCGUAUGAUGCUGGCAAGACACCCAG